Molecule: messenger RNA, 1595 nt
Organism: Rubroshorea leprosula
Lineage: Eukaryota; Viridiplantae; Streptophyta; Magnoliopsida; Malvales; Dipterocarpaceae
Source: the annotation of a GenBank genome assembly
GUUUUGUUAUUUUAUUGAGCCCUAUAUAAACAGCAGUUGUGAAAUGAGCAUUCUUUAUUUUCCUUACAUUUUAGUCUAUUAAUGGUGUUUUCUUAUUUUGAGUAUAAAAAGUGGUAACUACUAUAAUUCUUUUGCACAUAUUAUAUAGAUAUGGUACUCCUUUCUAGCUUAGUCAGAAAUGAUCAUUGAUAACUAAACUUAAUAGACUAAUUCAACUCUGAUUAUUAAAUUUAUCUUGAUUCUUGAUAACACUAUUUAGCAAGACCCUUAGUUCAUUAAGCUUUGUGUGUGGAAUUAAACAAUCAAGUUAGCUUCUGCAAAAGGCGAGUUGAUGAGUGACAUGUUCAGAUUAAUGGUAAGCAAAGCAAAGCAUGUAUGUGGAUGUUUGUUAAAGCAUUUAAGCCUUAGCAAAUUGCUGUUAUUGCUGCCAGGGUUGAGAAAGCAUCCUUGACCUAAGGCAUGACCUUUUCACAGAAUAUUCAUGGUAUUCUACGUACACCAAAGUUGUUUUUUUUUUGGCUCUAAUACCACUAUUAUUGCUGCUAGGGGAAUACAUGCAUGGUAGUUUUUUUGGCUCUGAUACCGCUGUUAUUGCUGCUAGGGUAGAGGAAGUGAUAAGUGAUAGUAUUCUUACUAUAUUCAUGAUUCUCUAUACACCAAAGCUAUACAUGGUAGGAAACCAUACAAGGAAACUAAAUUUGUAAAAAUAAACUCUAUUUAAUAAUCGAUAUUCACAAUGAAAUUUUUGAUUGAGUGAUCAGCCUUCACCACUUAAUAAUUAUUGGGAGGAGAUAGGAAAAUGUUCCUGAAAGUUUUAUUUUAGUUUUUAUAUGAAAAAGGUUAAUAUUUUUAUCUAAUAUAAUUCCUUAUUGGCAAAAAGAACUACCUUUUUUCCUCUAUUAGAUAAGCCAAGUUGAGUUCCGAUGCAGUCACCUAAUCUGUUUCAUCCUUUUUUCCUUUGUUUGUAUGUCUCUGUUAGACCAUAGAUUUUUUUAUUAUCUUUAUCUUGCAGGCACCUCUAAGUAUCCUUUUUAUCUCCUGGUUUUCACAUUUCUGUAAACAAGGAUCAGCAUGAACAACAACCAGUGGGGUUGGAUGUGGUAAGUGCCCCUAAUCUUUUGCCACAAGAUGGGCUACGUUCACCCAGUGCCUUUGUGGAGCUCUCCUUUGAUGAAUAGAAGUUUCAAACCACCAUCAAAGGUUCUUAAUUCUGUUUGGAAUGCGACCUUUUACUUCAAUAUCUCAGAUCCUUAGAACCUCCAUUUAUCUCACACUUGAUGCAUAUGUCUACAAUAAUGUCAGCUACUAACACCAAACCUUUUCUUGGUAAGGUUUCUCUCAUUAGGACGGUUCCCUCUUUUUUGCUUAGAUUAAGUUGUUGAGUUUGAGUAAAAUGUUUCUGGUAGUAAGUAGCCUGGGGAGGAGUGAUAUCUAGGAUUGCAAGCUUUUUAAUUGAGAAAAGAAGGAUUAGUUAGAAUUGGUUUUGUAGGUGUUAAUUACAGUAUCUUCUGUUAUUAUAUUCAAUACUUUGCUUUCUGCAUUAUGCUUGAAUAUUGCAUGACUUACAUUUACUAUGCCCUACGUAGAAAAUGAGC